Molecule: messenger RNA, 1464 nt
Organism: Phytomonas sp. Hart1
Lineage: Eukaryota; Euglenozoa; Kinetoplastea; Trypanosomatida; Trypanosomatidae
Source: the annotation of a GenBank genome assembly
AUGGAGUUUGGAACAUUACCAUCCACCUGCGGUGUUGAUGCGUUCGAAAGCGAGUUGGACUAUGAAUACAUGUUAGGGAGCACUAUCAUCCAUGUGUUCUGUGCGCGAUCUACACUGAGAUACUGGAGUGCUGCAAUGGUUUCUAGUGUAGCGUUGGGUGUGUGGAAGAGCCGUCUGAGUGUUUGGGUGCACCGUUGGAACCACUGCACAAGGUUCCAAAAGCUACGUACCGCAUUGUGGUGUGCGAUUUUCAUGGCUUGCUACGUGCUUCAGUGGGCGUAUUAUGCCACUUUACCCACGUCAAUAGCAGUAAGUAAAGGCUCUCUUUCCAGUUUACAUUCUGGUCAGGGAGCCUUACAGAAGGGUGAUAUUUUUAUGUGGUACGCAUCUACUGUUAAGGCUGCAGCAAGCGCUAUUCAAGUAUUUAUACUUUUAGUAACCUGCUUUCAACAUAUUGUUGGAUACCCUCUUCUCACACGAUGGAUGUCUAGGGUAGGGCACACUACACAUGGCCUUGAGGACACCCUGAUGGACCCUAGUUCUAUAGAGUUCGAUCUGGCGUGUCGCUAUGUUUGCAUGUUCUUUACCGCAUUUUUGUUCUGGUUGUACUCUCCACGUGAUAUGCCGUUGGUGGUGCAGAUUCUUGUUCUUGCUUCGAUUUUCAUUACGCUCAGAAGAAGAAGUAGCCUUCACGCGUACCAACGGAUCCUCACUCAACUACAUGAUACUUCAGCAUCGGUUGAACAGGCUUGCGGUAUAUGCCUGGACGACUUUUCGGAGGGCGAACGAGUAAAGCGACUGCCUUGUGGUCACCUUUUUCACGGCCGGUGCGUGCGGCAUUGGUUACACAUGCACAACGAUUGCCCUAUGUGCCGCCGGCGUGUGUACACACCGGUGGGCCUGCCCUUGUACCGCGAAUCGUCACCGCGGCGUGAGGUCAUAAACCCUCUUAUUGCGCCCCGGGAUGUUUCACCUUUAUUGAAUGAAGAGGAUGCUAUUAUAGGGUCUGAACAGCCCCCAUCUCAUCCGUUGCCACAGCGUGAGGCCUUUGAGUCAGUGCCGGCAAUAUCCCCGACUGCGGCCCCAAACAGUCGUUUGAACACGGCCUCGUGUCCGGUAGAGCCGCGACCGAACGCGCCUGCCGUCUUAGAGGACGUCGUACGAGAGAUAGAAUCGAGGCUUUCUUUUGCCACACAGCGCCGGCAGCAAGUCUUAGAAAUAUACCAAGCACUGUCCUGUGAGUCCGAUGUCCCGGCUAUAAAUCGCGAAUACGUCCGGGAGUGUGAACACGAGAUAGAUGAGGGUGAUGACUUGUUUCAAGAUGAGCCACUACAGCUCAAGCCUCUGCGUCAGUCACCGGAACGAAAGCGAGCUCGUUCUAGAACAGAUUCUAGCUCCUGUUCUCCUUUAGACGAAGAACCCCGUGAAGUUCAGAGGAGAAAUACAAGGGAUACAUUAAAGUAG